UUAAUCGAAUUCGAUGUUACAACACUACACAUACGUUAGUGAUUCGUUUAGAUUCUGUAAACAUGGCUGAUGCAGCGGCACGUCAAUUGCAAUACGAGUAUAAAGCCAAUUCAAAUCUUGUAUUACAAGCUGACGUAAGAUUAAUCGAAAGACGAAGUCGUGAUGAAGCAACCGGUGAAGUCAUGUCCCUUGUGGGCAAACUGGAUGGAACGCGAAUGGGAGACAGGGCACAGAGAAGUAAGCCGAGCAAAGUCGAAGAACGUAAAGCCAAACGUCAAAAGCGUGAUGAAGCACAGUAUGAUUUUACCCGAAUGAAAGGUGCAACGUUACUUUCUGAAAGUGUUGAUGAAAUAGUCGCUAUUGUUUAUAGACCAAAAACACAAGAGACGCGACAAACAUACGAAGUAUUGUUGAGUUUUAUUCAAGAAGCAAUUGGUGAUCAGCCACGUGACAUUCUUUGCGGUGCUGCUGAUGAAGUUCUUGCGGUAUUGAAGAAUGAUCGCUUGAAGGAAAAAGAAAAAAAACGUGAAACGGAGUUACUUUUAGGUGGCACAUUGCCUGAAGAACGUUUUGCUCUCCUGGUUAAUUUAGGCAAAAAAAUAACAGAUUUUGGUAAUGAAGAUAAACCAGUUACUAAUGAAGAAAACAUUGAUGAAACUUAUGGUAUUAAUGUACAGUUUGAAGAAAGCAGUGAAGAGGACGAUGAAGAUAUACAUGGAGAAGUAAGAGAAAUUGAUGAUGAUGGUGAUGAAGGAGAAGAAGCUAAUGACAAUCGUGCUAUUCAUGCUGAAAAUCUCGGAGGAACAGAAGAAACUAAGAAAGAAAAAACAUUACAUCCGCUUGAUAUCGAUGCUUAUUGGCUUCAACGACGACUUAGUAGAAUUUACGAUGAUGCUAUGGUAUCACAAGCACGCGCUGCUGAAGUUUUAGCUGUAUUACGUGACGCUGUCGAUGAACGUGACUGUGAGAAUCAACUCGUGCUUCUUCUUGGUUAUGAUUGUUUUGAUUUUAUCAAACAAUUAAAAAAAUAUCGUUACAUGAUUGCUUACUGUACGAUGUUGGCUUCAUCGCAAUCGGAGUCUGAACGACAAAAAAUACGCAAUAAGAUGAAUGAUGACCCUACAUUAGCAAAAAUUUUACGGCAGUUAGAUACUGGUAAAGGAGAUGACGAUGGUGAUGAAACUAUGGAAGCACGAGCACAACGAAAAAGACGUGAAGAGAAUGAAGACACUGGUGGUCCGGGUGGUCAAAUACAGGGAACGAGAAAUACAAUUGAUCUAGAAGAUUUAGCGUUCGCUCAGGGUUCUCAUUUUAUGGCAAACAAGCGUUGCCAAUUGCCGGAUGGAAGUUUUCGAAAACAGCGUAAAGGAUAUGAGGAAGUUCAUGUGCCUGCAUUGAAACCAAAACCAUUUGACGAUAAUGAAAAGUUACAGCCAAUUGAUCAAUUGCCCAAGUAUGUACAACCAGCUUUUGAAGGAUUCAAAACAUUGAAUAGAAUUCAAAGUCGUUUGUAUCACACGGCAUUGGAAAGUGAUGAAAAUUUGUUGCUCUGUGCACCAACAGGUGCUGGUAAAACAAACGUUGCACUUUUAUGUAUGAUGCGAGAAAUUGGCAAACAUAUUAACUCAGAUGGUUCUAUCGAAGCAGAUCAAUUUAAAAUUAUCUACGUAGCACCUAUGCGUUCACUUGUACAGGAAAUGGUAGGUAAUUUCGGUAAACGAUUAGCAAGUUAUAAUCUUACUGUAUCUGAGUUGACUGGUGAUCAUCAGUUGACUCGUGAACAAAUAGCUGCGACCCAAGUUAUCGUUUGUACGCCAGAAAAAUGGGAUAUUAUUACACGCAAAGGUGGUGAAAAAACAUUUACAUCACUUGUAAGACUGGUUAUUAUCGAUGAAAUACAUUUGCUACAUGAUGAACGUGGACCUGUACUUGAGUCACUUGUUGCACGGACAAUUAGAAAUAUCGAGACAACACAGGAAGACGUUCGUCUAGUAGGUCUCUCUGCAACUUUACCCAAUUAUCAAGAUGUAGCACAAUUUUUACGUAUCAAAACUAAAACAGGCUUAUUUUAUUUUGACAACAGUUUUCGACCAGUUGCUUUGGAGCAGCAAUACAUUGGUGUUACAGAAAAAAAAGCGUUAAAACGUUUUCAAGUGAUGAAUGAAAUCGUUUAUGAGAAGACAAUGGACCAUGCAGGAAGAAAUCAAGUAUUGAUUUUUGUACAUUCACGUAAAGAAACUGGUAAAACAGCUCGAGCAAUCAGAGAUAUGUGUCUGGAGAAAGAUACAUUAGGACAGUUCCUUAAAGAAGGUUCAGCUUCGAUGGAAGUACUACGCACUGAGGCAGAACAAGUCAAAAAUCAAGAAUUAAAAGAUUUAUUACCAUAUGGAUUCGCUAUCCAUCAUGCUGGAAUGACUAGAGUCGAUCGUACUCUCGUUGAAGAUUUAUUUGCUGAUCGACAUAUUCAGGUGCUCGUUUCCACUGCUACACUGGCUUGGGGUGUUAACCUUCCAGCCCAUACCGUUAUUAUUAAAGGUACACAGAUAUAUAACCCCGAAAAAGGACGUUGGGUGGAAUUAGGAGCUCUUGAUGUAUUACAGAUGUUGGGUCGUGCCGGUCGACCUCAGUAUGACACUAAAGGUGAGGGAAUCCUCAUUACUAAUCAUAGCGAAUUGCAGUACUAUCUUUCGCUUUUGAAUCAACAAUUACCGAUUGAAUCACAACUCAUAUCUAAAAUGCCAGAUAUGUUGAAUGCUGAGAUUGUCUUAGGUACAAUUCAAAAUAUUCGUGACGCUGUUAGUUGGCUUGGAUACACAUACUUGUACAUCAGAAUGUUACGUUGUCCGAAUUUAUACGGUAUCAGUCAUGAUAAAUUAAAAGACGAUCCACUUCUUGAAUUACAUCGUGCGGAUCUCGUUCAUUCAGCUGCAUUAUCUCUCGAUCGUAGCGGUUUAAUAAAAUACGAUCGGAAAUCUGGUAACUUUCAGUCAACUGAACUUGGUAGAAUCGCUUCUCAUUAUUACUGUACUCAUGAAACAAUGUUGACAUACAAUCAAUUAUUGAAGAAAACACUCUGUGAAAUUGAAUUAUUUAGAGUAUUUUCACUGUCAAGUGAAUUUAAAAAUCUCAAUGUAAGAGAAGAAGAAAAAUUAGAGUUGCAAAAAUUGAUGGAAAGAGUUCCAAUACCAAUUAAAGAAAGUAUUGAAGAACCAAGUGCUAAAGUUAAUGUAUUACUGCAAGCUUAUAUUUCUCAAUUGAAACUUGAGGGAUUUGCUCUUAUGUCAGAUAUGGUUUUCGUUACACAGUCAGCAUCACGUUUGAUGAGAGCUAUUUUUGAAAUUGUCUUAUUUCGUGGAUGGGCACAGCUGGCAGAUAAGUGUUUAGCUUUAUGUAAAAUGAUUGAUCGCAGAAUUUGGCAGUCGAUGUCACCGUUACGGCAAUUUCGUAAAAUGCCCGAAGAGAUAGUCAAAAAAAUUGAAAAAAAAAGUUUCCCAUGGGAACGAUUGUACGAUUUAGGGCCAAAUGAAAUUGGCGAGUUGAUUCGUGUACCAAAACUCGGUAAAACUAUUCACAAGUAUAUACGUCAAUUUCCUAAACUCGAAUUAGCAACACACAUUCAACCUAUUACACGUUCGACUUUGCGUAUUGAGUUGACAAUCACACCAGAUUUUCAGUGGGAUGAAAAAGUUCACGGUGCAUCAGAAGCAUUUUGGAUUCUUGUUGAAGAUGUUGAUUCAGAAGUUAUUUUACAUCAUGAGUAUUUUCUAUUAAAAUCUAAAUACGCAGCUGAUGAUCAUCUUAUUAAAUUUUUUGUACCGGUUUUUGAACCAUUACCACCGCAAUACUUUUUACGUGUCGUAUCAGAUCGUUGGAUUGGUGCCGAGUCACAAUUACCAGUGAGUUUCCGUCAUUUAAUACUACCAGAAAAAAAUUUGCCACCUACGGAAUUACUUGACUUACAACCAUUGCCGAUAACAGCGUUGCGUAACCCUAAAUUUGAAGCCCUGUAUGUGGGUAAAUUUGUUCAAUUCAAUCCGAUACAAACUCAAGUAUUUAAUGCAGUUUAUAAUUCUAAUGAUAACGUUUUUAUUGGUGCACCGACGGGUUCAGGUAAAACUACAAUUGCUGAGUUUGCUAUUUUACGUUUGUUAACGCAAAAUCCUGAUGGACGUUGUGUUUAUAUGGUGACAAAAGAACCACUUGCUGAAUUAGUAUAUGCAGAUUGGAUUGUAAAAUUUAAUCAUCAACUUAAUAGAAAAGUAGUCCUGUUAACUGGCGAGACUGGUACAGAUUUAAAACUGCUUGCUAAAGGACAGAUAAUAAUCACAACUGCUGAUAAGUGGGAUGUACUAUCACGUCGUUGGAAACAACGCAAAAAUGUUCAAAAUAUUCAACUUUUUAUUGUUGAUGAGUUGCAGCUAAUUGGUGGUGAAGAGGGUCCAGUACUUGAAGUAGCUUGUUCACGUGCACGUUACAUAUCAUCACAAUUGGAAAAACCAACGCGUAUAGUUGCUCUGUCAGCAUCACUGGCAGAUGCUAAAGAUGCUGCACAGUGGCUUGGUGCACCCGCUGCUGCGACAUUUAAUUUUCAUCCGUCAGUGCGGCCAAUACCAUUGGAACUUCAUGUGCAAGGUAUAAAUAUCACUCACAAUGCAUCAAGAUUAGCCGCUAUGGCAAAACCUGUAUACAACGCCAUUUUACGACACGCACCACACAAACCGAUCAUCAUAUUUGUUCCAACACGACGACAAGCAAGAUUAACAGCUAUUGACAUUCUUACAUUCGCCGCAGCCGAAGGUCAAUCAUCCAAAUUCUUUCAUGCUGAAGAGUCAGACAUUAAACCAUUCUUAGAUAGGAUGAGUGAUAAGACAUUAAGAGAGACAUUGUCACAAGGUGUUGCUUACUUACACGAAGGACUAUCUCCCGAUGAUCGUCAUCUAGUUGAACAGUUAUUUGAUAGUGGAGCGAUUCAAGUGGCUGUUGUUACACGUGAUUUAUGCUGGGGUUUAUCUAUAAGUUCUCAUUUGGUAGUUGUCAUGGACACACAGUCUUAUAAUGGUAAGACGCAUGCUUAUGAAGAUUAUCCUAUUACUGAUAUACUACAAAUGGUUGCACGUGCUAAUAGACCGUUGGAAGAUGAUGAUGCAAAAUGUGUGUUAUUAUGUCAGAAUUCAAAGAAAGAUUUUUUUAAGAAAUUUCUAAACGAACCACUACCUGUUGAAAGUCACCUUAAUCAUGGUCUUCAUGAUCAUUUUAAUGCAGAAAUUGUUACGAAGACGAUUGAAAAUAAACAAGACGCCGUUGAUUAUUUAACAUGGACAUUUCUUUAUCGGCGUUUAACACAGAACCCCAAUUAUUAUGCACUACAAGGCGUAACGCAUCGUCACUUAUCAGAUUAUUUGUCAGAAUUAGUUGAACAGACUUUGACUGAUCUUGAGCAAGCUAAGUGUGUUGCAGUUGAAGAUGAAAUGGAUACAUUACCUCUUAAUUUAGGAAUGAUUGCUGCUUAUUAUUAUAUUAAUUAUGCGACAAUUGAAUUAUUUAGCCAUUCACUUAAUAGUAAAACUAAAAUUCGGGGUUUGCUUGAAAUAAUAUCCUCGGCCGCUGAGUAUCAAUCCGUUCCUGUAAGACAACAUGAAGAAAAUUUAUUAAGAAGUUUAGCCCAACGGUUACCGCAUGCACCUCAAGCCACAAGAAUGGCUGAUCCACAUGUUAAGGCUCAAUUACUUUUGCAAGCUCAUCUAUCACGUAUUCAGUUAGGUCCAGAACUACAAAAAGAUACAGAAUAUGUUUUAAGCAAAGCAAUACGAUUAAUACAAGCGUGUGUAGAUGUUCUAAGUUCUUCGGGAUGGUUAGCGCCGGCUGUUGCUGCUAUGGAGCUUGCACAAAUGGUAACUCAAGCAAUGUGGUCAAAGGAUUCGACUCUCAAACAAUUGCCGCAUUUCACUGCUGAAACAGUUAAGAGGUGUAUGGAGAAGAAGAUUGAGACGGUGUUUGAUGUAAUGGAGCUAGAUGAUGAUGAUAGGAAUAGAUUAUUACAGAUGACUGAUACUCAAAUGAUGGACAUUGCUAAAUUUUGCAAUCGUUAUCCCAAUAUCGAGAUGUCAUAUGACAUCGAGGACAAGGAUAAAAUUCAUAGUGGUGGUACAGUCAAUAUUGUUGUUCAAUUAGACCGUGAAGAUGAAGUCAGUGGACCUGUUGUUGCACCUUUCUUCCCUCAGAAACGCGAAGAAGGCUGGUGGGUCGUUAUUGGUGAUCCUAAAACAAAUUCAUUGCUGUCUAUUAAGAGACUAACAUUGCAACAAAAAGCUAAAGUUAAAUUAGAUUUUGUUGCGCCUGCAGCUGGACAACACUCUUAUACUCUGUAUUUUAUGAGUGAUGCCUAUCUCGGUUGCGAUCAAGAAUAUAAAUUUACACUCAACGUUGGAGAAUACGAAUCAGGUGGUAGUUCCCAUUCUGACUCAGAAUAAUUGUAAUAAUAAUAAAUUAAUUAUUAAGGUUUGUAAAAUAUUAAAAGAAAAUAUUCUGUAUUAGUAAUUUUUGUAAAACUAUUUUAAUUAUAUUUCAUGGUACAAUAAAGAAUCUUACAGACAUUACAUACAUUUACUUUCUAUAGAUGAGUGAUGUAAGGUUUUGUAUGUAGUGUACUAUAAUAUA
Microplitis demolitor is the source of this 6657-nucleotide messenger RNA. RefSeq names its product U5 small nuclear ribonucleoprotein 200 kDa helicase (gene l(3)72Ab). Gene Ontology annotation, cellular component: nucleus. Gene Ontology annotation, molecular function: nucleic acid binding; ATP hydrolysis activity; ATP binding. The transcript has 3 exons. The coding region runs from base 63 to 6470 and encodes 2135 amino acids. Lineage: Eukaryota; Metazoa; Arthropoda; Insecta; Hymenoptera; Braconidae. The record is from RefSeq and is a predicted model, not a curated record.